Molecule: messenger RNA, 1033 nt
Organism: Oryza brachyantha (malo sina)
Lineage: Eukaryota; Viridiplantae; Streptophyta; Magnoliopsida; Poales; Poaceae
Exons: 1
Coding region: 122-871 (249 amino acids)
Source: RefSeq, a predicted model, not a curated record
CAACUAAUUUCGCGCCAAAGCCAUCGCGCGCGCGCGCGCACGCACCAUCGAACACACACGACUCCCUCUCCUCCUCUCCCUCCUCCUCGACGUCGAUCCGAUCCGCCUUUAGCUGCCGGUGAUGUGGUCGCCGUGGGUCCGCCGCGGCCGGGCCACCGGCCGGCUCACGCAGUCCCCGACCUUCUCCUCCCCGCACGCCGCGUCGUCCCCGGCCGGGAGCGGCGGCGGCUGCGGCGGGAAGGAUAAUAACCACCAUGGCAUCGGCUCCGUCCUCGACGACGACUCCGCCCCCGCGCCCGCCGCGCCGGGCGCCCGGAGCGUCCUCCACCGCGUGCGGUCGUCGUCGUCGUCGUCCAAGCUGCGGUCGUGCAAGUCGUUCGCGGUGGCGGAGGAGGCCGCGGCGGCGGCGGUGGCGGGCGAGCGGCGCGUGGUGCUCUACUUCACCUCUCUCCGCGCGGUGCGGCACACGUUCGAGGACUGCCGCGACGUGCGCGCCAUCCUGCGCGGGCUCCGCGUCGCCGUCGACGAGCGGGACGUGUCCAUGGACGCCGCGUACCUGGCCGAGCUCAGGGCGCUCAUGCGCCGGGACCGGCCGCCCCUGCCCCAGCUGUUCGUCGGCGGGCGCCUCCUCGGCGACGCCGACGAGGUGCGCCUCCUGCACGAGAGCGGGGAGCUCCGCCGCGUGGUGGCCAGCGCGCCGCUGGCGGCGCCCACGCCGUGCGUGUCGUGCGGCGGCUCCCGGUUCGCGCCCUGCGGCACGUGCGGCGGCAGCCACCGGCGGUACAGCGAGAAGACCGGCGGGUUCCGCGUCUGCGCGGCGUGCAACGAGAACGGCCUCGUCCGCUGCGCCGCCUGCUGCUCCGGCGGCUGACGUGUCGUCGUCGUCGACAUGCAUGCAUGCACCUCGUCGGAGACGGCGUACAACGCGCAUACAUAGAGAAAAGAAAUGGAAACGCUAGCGGCUGGAAUGGAUUGAUUGUCCCAAAUGCAAAUGUGCUUAAUUCAUCCGAUUCAAUUCUGACAAAGUUGUUCA